AUGGUCUACUAUUUUACAUCAAAUGCGGUCUCCCCCUCCGCAUUCAUCUAUGUCGGCAAGGACAAGUUCGAAAAUGAGGAUUUGAUCAAGUUCGGCUUGGAGCACGAUGUCUGUGCCCAUGUCUAUCUACGUCUCCGGGAGGGCGAGACAUGGGAUAACAUUCCAGAGCCACUCCUAGAAGACUGUGCUCAACUUACAAAAGCGAACUCGAUCGACGGAAACAAAAAGGAUAACAUUACCAUCAUCUAUACGCCAUGGUCAAAUCUUCAGAAGGACGGCUCAAUGGCUACGGGUCAGGUCUCUUUCCAUAACCCAAAACUAGUCCGGAAAGUCCUGGUCCGGAUCCGCGAAAACCCGAUUGUCAACCGUCUGAACAAGACCCGUGUUGAGAAGUUCCCCGAUCUUCGCGCAGAGAAGGAAGACUUCUUGAGGAAGAAGCGACACGAUGAACGCAAGACCCGCGAGCAGCAGCAGAACAAGGACAAGCAGGAGAAGCGAGAGCGGGAACAGCUCAAAUGGCAGAAAGACCAUGCUUAUGAUGACAUGUUCAGCGCAGAGAACAUGGAGGAUAGCAGCAAUCAGGACCGGGAUCCGGACUUCCUGGACGAUUUUAUGUGA
Molecule: messenger RNA, 618 nt
Organism: Penicillium canariense
Lineage: Eukaryota; Fungi; Ascomycota; Eurotiomycetes; Eurotiales; Aspergillaceae
Exons: 4
Coding region: 1-618 (205 amino acids)
Source: RefSeq, a predicted model, not a curated record